GCUGAACUGACUUGCAUUCAACCCGGCAACGAUUCGACCGAUUUUAAGCUUGGUGCGCACUGCUUCCCCGCACGUAGGAAGCCAGGCUGUACGGGUUUUGGUGCAACCUUUUUUCGUGGAGAUCGGGGUCCCAAAUCGAGAAACAAGUGGCGCAUUACGAUUCUGGUUCGAGAGCAGUGGAGGUGCGAAGGUCGGAGACAGCGGUGGCUCCGGCGUGCUCUUAAAAAGCAGCCUGAUAGGCAGGCAGAUGAGAAGAACCGAGUGGAGUGACCGACUCUCUUGCGAUCACGACACGACGACGACUAUGAAGAAUCACAUCGACUUGCUGGGGCAUGAUGUGCCCGUCGACGUGGCCGCCAGCGUCCUGAUUGGCCUGUCGGCUCAUAUUGUCCUGAACCGGUUCGAGCUGUGGCCCAAGCAGCUCUUUACCGUCUACUGGGCCUCUGUCGCCAUCUACACGCGCCACCUCGUCGCAGAGCAGGGCCAGUCUCUGGCCAGCGCCAUUGUCCGCACGCUGGGCUUGAGCUACAUCGUCAUUGCGACGCUCCUCGUCAGCGUCACUGCGCACCGACUCCUUUUCCACCGGCUCCGGCGCUUCCCGGGCCCGCUUUCGUGCAAGCUAACAAAAUGGACGACGGUGUCGACGGACCUCAACGGACUGCGGUCCCGUUUCGUGGACCAGCAGCACAAGAAGUACGGCGACAUCGUCCGGACUGGCCCGCGGGAGCUCUCGAUCAACGAUCCCUCGGUCAUCUCGGCCAUCGGAGGCGGCAACUCACCCUGCCAAAAGGGGCCCUGGUAUGUGGGCAUCCAUGGCGGCAAGGGUGGGCGCAGCCACAGCCUGCACAGCACCGUAAACAAGGAGGACCACGCAGCUCGACGCCGCAUCUGGGACGCAGGCUUUAGCCAAAAGGCGCUCAAGAGCUACGAGUCCGAGAUCCACACCAAGACGCAGCAGCUGAUCGAGGAGCUCAGCUCGCGGGCACGCAAGGGCCAAGUCCUCAACAUCGACGACUGGUGCCUGUUCUUUGGCUACGACCUCAUGGGCGCCGUCGGCUUUGGCACCUCGUUUGACAUGCUCUCCAAGGGCGUCAUUGACAAGAACGUAGAGAUCCUCGAGACGUCCAUGGCGCACAUCAUGGUCGUCAGCAACUUGCCGUAUCUUUCCGAGCUGGUGCGGUACCUGCCCAACCCCAUGAAGGACUUUGAGGUAUGGCUCAACAUGGUGCUUAAGAAGCGCAUCGAGAGCGGGACAAAGGAGGACUACCCCGACGUGUUUGCCUUCCUCCUCGACGAGGACAAGCAGUCGGGCUGGAAGCACACAUGGGAGGAGCUUGUCUCCGAUGCCAUGCUCAUGGCCCUCGCCGGCGCAGAGACGAGCUCGACGGUGCUUGGUCUGUGCCUCUUCACGCUCUCACAGCAUCCCGACGUGCUUCAGAAGCUGCGCGACGAGCUCGACGACGUCUUUGGAAAGGGCGUACCAUGCGACGACUUUGACGACCUCAAUAAAAAGUGCCCUUACCUCAAUGCAGUCAUCAACGAGACGAUGCGCAUGUACCCGCCCAUUGCCAGUGGUCUCCAGAAGGAGACGCCGGCCUCUGGUCUGCAGGUGCAGGUGCAGGGCAAGCAGAUUGUAAUUCCGCCCCACACGGUGGUCCACACGCCCACGAUGACGAUGCACCGCGAUCCCCGCUACUUUUCGCCCGAGCCAAACGCCUACCGACCGGAGCGGUGGCUCGACCAUCACAAGAACGAGGAGCGCUUCGAGAUCAAGGCUUUCAACCCCUUCUCCUUUGGGCCUACGGGAUGCAUCGGAAAGACGUUGGCGUACAUGGAGAUCCGGCUCGCGUUGGCCAACCUCGUGCAGACGUUCGACGUCAAGCCCACCAAGGAAUUCAACGCAAAGGAGUUCGAGGAUGGUCUCCUCGACAUCUUUACGACGAAGCGGUCGAAGAAGAUGCCCGUGACGCUCGAGCUCAGGCAGCAAAAGUAGCGUCUUGUGUUCGCACAUCUCGGCCACGAAGACGCGGUUUUCACCUAUAUUGUACCACACUACAUGCUGAGGUUUGUCGUUGAAUGGAAGAGUUUGAAAGAAGAG
This is a messenger RNA of Acaromyces ingoldii, 2098 nucleotides long. Its product is annotated as cytochrome P450. The transcript has a single exon. The record is from RefSeq and is a predicted model, not a curated record. Gene Ontology annotation, molecular function: heme binding; iron ion binding; monooxygenase activity. Bases 305 to 1993 code for a protein of 562 amino acids. NCBI's taxonomy places the organism in Eukaryota, Fungi, Basidiomycota, Exobasidiomycetes, Exobasidiales, Cryptobasidiaceae.